Messenger RNA from Spinacia oleracea (spinach), 2212 nucleotides. Its product is annotated as OVARIAN TUMOR DOMAIN-containing deubiquitinating enzyme 6. Bases 472 to 2001 code for a protein of 509 amino acids. The record is from RefSeq and is a predicted model, not a curated record. Gene Ontology annotation, molecular function: K63-linked deubiquitinase activity; cysteine-type deubiquitinase activity. The transcript is spliced from 8 exons. NCBI's taxonomy places the organism in Eukaryota, Viridiplantae, Streptophyta, Magnoliopsida, Caryophyllales, Amaranthaceae. Gene Ontology annotation, biological process: protein deubiquitination.
UGUCUUCUCUUUCUUUCUCGUUCGAUUCUAUGUUGAUUAGUUCCAUUUUAAUUGAUUACUUGAUUUCAUACCACGAUUUUUCAAUGAUUAAAUUUUAAAAAAAGUCAAAUUAGGGUGUGGGAAACUGGGAAAGAGGUAAAUAAUCGAUCAUUUUAUCUUGAUUUUGUAUGGGAGAAUGAUAAUUUGUUUGCAGAUUAGGGUUUCUUGAUUUAUAGUUUUUGGAUUGUUGGGGAAGAAGGUUUCAAGAUAAUUUGAAAAAGGUCGUCUUGUUUGAAGGGUCUUUGUUGUUUCUUUGUUGCAUAAUAGGGAAAAGAAAACACUAAAAUAAAUUGGAGGGCCUGGGUCUCAUGAGAAUUCUCAGGGGAAUGCAGAGAUCGAUUUGCUCAGAUAAACACAAGGCAAAGGAACCAGGAGGCAUUGGCAUCUACGUCCCUAAAGUUAGGACCCGGGACAAACCCCACUAUUAAUCAAAUGACCAGGAUUUUGGUUCCGCGCGGCUCUUCUGGGAGUUCUUCAUCCAACAACCAGACACGCACUUCACUUCCCAGCUCUUCAAAUCAACCUAUUCCUUCCAACCCUAACGUUGUCAUCGCUGUUCCUGAUGAAGUUCAUGAACAAGUUAUUGCCAAUGAUUUGCCCGAAAAUGGUUCAAGUGAUGAUCAAGGCUUUGAUCAGAGUAAAAAUGCCGGGGAUGAUGGUGCCGAUGAUUUGAAAAUUGGGAACAACGAGAAUCAAGUGGAUAACAUUAGAGUGUUUAGUGGGCUAAAGGUCACUGACCACAAUAGUCAUGAGACUGAUGCCUUGGCUGGUGAUAAUUUUCAAAGUGAAGCCCAGAGCUCACAACCUCCUCCUCCUCCUAUUCCGCCUCCAAAACCUUCAGGAUCAAACUCUAUGUUGAGAAGAUUUGUGUCAGGGACUUCAGAUUCCCCUCGGAUUGGACCUUCUAGAAGGCCUGCUGCGUGGCCGGCUCCAGCUCGGACUUCUCCAUCAGCAUCCAGACCAUCCUCACCAAGAUCUCAUUGUGAAAGCGAGGGCUACAAUAGUGCUGAUGAGCAAAUCCCUUCCUUUGGAUCCUCAUAUUAUGACCUUGAGAGAGAGCGGCAGUUUGAGAUUGAUAUUAGACGUGCUAAAGGUUUGGAAGUUAAGAGGAUGCAAGAAGAUGGUAAUUGUCUAUUUAGGGCUGUUGCAGAUCAAGUCUAUGGGGAUUCGGAGGCAUAUGAUUUGAUCAGGCAGAUGUGUAUAGAUUAUAUGGAGCGCGAGAGAGAUCAUUUCUCACAGUUUAUUACAGAAGGCUUUACAUCUUAUUGUAAGAGGAAACGACGGGACAAGGUUUAUGGAAACAAUGUGGAGAUCCAAGCCUUAUCAGAGAUGUAUAAUAGACCCAUUCAUAUAUACUCUUAUAGCACAGAGCCUAUUAACAUAUUUCAUGGGAACUAUGACUCUGAUGUGCCUCCAAUCCGGCUAAGUUAUCAUCAUGGUAACCAUUAUAAUUCACUUGUGGAUCCCCGACGAUUGAGUGUUGGGGCAGGGCUUGGAUUCAGCUGUCUUCGGGGGAGAAAUGUGGACAAGGAUCAGGUAAAAGCUGCCAUAAAAGCUCAACAAGACCAACAGAUAGAUAAUGCACUCCUGGCUGAAGGACGAUUUUAUUCCGACCUAGAGCUCACAGAAAAAGAAAUUGAACGUACGGUAAUGGAAGCUUCUCGGGCUGAAUAUCUAGCUGGAAACAAAUCGAAGCAACAUGUUGGUCUAAGAGGAUCCUCGACAUCUAUUGCAGAACCAUCAUCCUCUGGAGCCAGGCCAUCAGACGGUGAGACCGAAAAAGAAAGUGGUUCGCCUGAUGCAAUGCUGAGCAGCAGCAUGCGGGUGGUGCUGACAAUGGGAUUCGGCUACCUCCAGGUUAUUGAGGCCUACAGUGUAUUUGGGGAUGAUGUUGAUUCUAUGGUUUGUUACCUGUUAGAGACCAGCGGUAGCAGCAGGCGCAAAGGGAAGGCUACUGAAUGAGCCAGUGCGAAUGUUUUUGAUGUAUUUGAUUGAAUUCGCGUUUGUGAGCUUAGGAUCUGAAGUUUGACUAGUUAAAUCUAGCCUUUUUUCCAAAUUUGAUGUGCUGUUGUUAUAUCAGAUAUUAUCAACAUAACUAUUUUGGGCCAGUUUGUCUUGAUUCUGGCCUUUAGUAAAUAUUACUCUGUACUGUGUAGAAUUCAUCUAUAACAAA